This is a messenger RNA of Panthera uncia (snow leopard), 4698 nucleotides long. RefSeq names its product interleukin 1 receptor associated kinase 4 (gene IRAK4). Lineage: Eukaryota; Metazoa; Chordata; Mammalia; Carnivora; Felidae. Gene Ontology annotation, molecular function: magnesium ion binding; protein serine/threonine kinase activity; ATP binding. Bases 170 to 1552 code for a protein of 460 amino acids. The transcript has 12 exons. Gene Ontology annotation, biological process: signal transduction; protein phosphorylation. The record is from RefSeq and is a predicted model, not a curated record.
GGGGUUUGGACGUGGGCGGGGUCUCGGGCUGGAACUAACAGGUGGGACCCUCCCCGCUCCGCUGCUGUUCCAAGCUCGGGUUGCCUCGCAGCCGGCUCUGCUGGGCGGUGCCCCGGCCGCCCAGGCGCCCCAGCCUCCCUGGCGCCCCGCUACUGGGCAGGAAGAGAAGAUGAAUAAACCCAUAACAUCUUCAACAUAUGUGCGCUCCCUCAAUGUUGGACUAAUCAGGAAGCUGUCAGAUUUUAUUGAUCCUCAAGAAGGAUGGAAGAAGUUAGCGGUAGCUAUUAAAAAACCAUCUGGUGAUGAUAGAUACAAUCAGUUUCACAUAAGGAGAUUUGAAGCAUUACUUCAAACUGGAAAAAGCCCCACUUGUGAAUUACUGUUUGACUGGGGUACCACAAAUUGCACAGUUGGUGAUCUUGUGGAUCUUUUGGUCCAAAAUGAGUUUUUUGCCCCAGCAAGUCUUUUGCUACCAGAUGCUGUUCCCCAAACUGUUAAUACACUACCUGCUAAAGAAGCUGUAACAGUUCCUCAGAAAGAAUUGCCUCUCUGUGGCAAAGACAGGACAUUUGUGUUACCUGUGCAGGAUCUUGAACAAAACUAUGUGCCCCCUGACUCCUCAAGUCCAGAAAAUACAAGUUUAGCAGAGAGUGAUACACGUUUUCACAGCUUUUCAUUUUAUGAAUUGAAGAAUGUCACAAAUAACUUUGAUGAAAGGCCCAUUUCUGUCGGUGGCAACAAGAUGGGAGAGGGCGGGUUUGGAGUUGUGUAUAAAGGCUGCGUGAACAACAAAACUGUAGCAGUGAAGAAGCUUGCAGCAAUGGUUGACAUUAGUACUGAAGAACUGAAACAGCAGUUUGAUCAAGAAAUAGAAGUUAUGGCAAAGUGUCAACAUGAAAACUUAGUAGAACUACUUGGUUUCUCAAGUGACGGAGAUGACCUCUGCUUAGUGUAUGUUUACAUGCCCAAUGGCUCAUUGCUGGACAGGCUGUCCUGCUUGGAUGAUACUCCACCACUUUCUUGGCAUAUGAGAUGCAAGAUUGCUCAGGGUGCAGCUACUGGCAUCAGUUUUUUACAUGAAAACCAUCAUAUUCAUAGAGACAUUAAAAGUGCAAAUAUCUUACUAGAUGAAGACUUUACAGCCAAAAUAUCAGACUUUGGGCUUGCACGGGCUUCUGAGAAGUUUGCCCAAACAGUCAUGACUAGCAGAAUUGUGGGAACAACAGCUUAUAUGGCACCUGAGGCUUUACGAGGAGAAAUAACACCCAAAUCUGACAUAUACAGCUUUGGUGUGGUUUUAUUAGAAAUAAUAACUGGACUUCCAGCUGUAGAUGAAUACCGUGAACCUCAGUUAUUGCUAGAUAUUAAAGAAGAAAUCGAAGAUGAAGAAAAGACAAUUGAAGAUUAUAUUGAUACGAAGAUGAAUGACAUUGAUCCCAUUUCCAUUGAAACCAUGUAUUCUGUUGCCAGUCAAUGCUUGCAUGAAAAGAAAAAUAAGAGACCAGAUAUUAAGAAGGUUCAACAGCUGCUGCAAGAAAUGACAGUUUCUUGAAACUUCACUGGAAGACUCUUGGUUUUUUUAUAUACCGCUAUGUAAAACAGUUUUUAAACUAAAUUUUUGUUAUAAACAUUCUUUUUUACCUUUAACAAGGCAGCAUGGAGCAUGGAACCCCCAACAUAUACAUAGAACAACAAAAGUAGAGUCACUAUAUCAACCCUAAUCCCUGGCUUUUUAGUGUCACCCUCAGUUCUUGAGUAAUCCCCAAGACCUCGCCUUAGAACCUCACCAAACAUGGUUUGAAAACUAUAGAAUUAGCAACAAAGGGGACUGGACUAUAGGGUGAAAAGACCCGAAGCUGAAGCCCCAACUCCACUACUAAUUUGCCGUAGAGCUUUGGACAAUCCUUUAACAGCUUUGAGCCUUUGUUUUUUCACUGGUAACAUUAGGCUAAUUAUCUACUGUGCUUCUUUGACAGGUAGUCCUGGAAAUCCAAUGAUGCAGACUAUGUACAAGCACUUUGUAACAUGUAAAGUGAUGUAAAAUUUAAAGUUUAUGUUUAUACAAUCCAAUUACAGUCGUUUGUUUAUAGGAUCGUGUUCACAGUGUGUUUUUUGAGAGAGAGACAGAGCUUGCAUGAGUGGGAGAGGGGCAGAGAGAAAGAUAGAGAAUCCCAAGCAGACUUCGCACAGUCAGCACAGAGCCUGACAUGGGGCUUGCUUGAUCUCUCAAACCGGUGACAUCAUGAUCUGAGCUGAAAUCAAGAGUAGGACGCUUAACCAACUGAACCACCCAGGUGCCCCACAAUGUACUAUUUUAAGCAUUCACCACUAACCAAAUAUUACCUGAUGAUAUGGUCAUUAUUAGAUUAUGUUAUAUGGCAACAUAUUCCAUAAUGAAGGAAUUUUGCAGAUGUUGGUAAGGCCCCUAAUCUGAUGACUUUGAGUAUCAACAGAGAGACUGUGCUGGGUAGGCCUGACCUAAUAAGAUGGUUUCUUACAAGAAGUCUGAGACAUUGUCCUGUGGGCCUUGAAGAAGGAAGCUACCGUGUUGUAAGAAGGCCACAUUGGCUAAGAUCUACGGGUGGCCUUCUAGGCUAAGGGCUACCUUCCAGCUGUUAGCCAGCAUAAAAAACUGGGACCUGGGUUGUAUAACCACAAGAAACUGAAUUCUUCUAGAAAGAGCAACUGUUUUUUGAACCAUAUUUCUGACCCACUGGUUUGCUAGCUAGCCAACUAAAAAUUUUUAAUUUUUAAUUUCUCUCGUUAUGUUCUAUGAAAACCACGCAGGUAAUAGGAACAAUUGAUAAAUGUUUUGCCUUACUUUUGUGACAUACAAUUAAGAGAAAUUUAAGACAUUCUAAAGCAUUUAUUGCUCUAUCCACUUUCUGGUCCUAUAUAAAAUGCUCAUAGAUCUUAGCUAUCUGUAGUCCUUUUUUUUUCACUUUCAAAACACAAGCGUACCUCAGAGGUAUGAAAGUUCGGUUCCAGACCAUCACAAUAAAGUAGGUAUCACGAUAAAGUGAGUCAAAUAAAUUUUUUGGUUUGCCAAUGCAUAUAAAAGUUAUGUUCAUUCUAUCCUGUAGUUUAUUAACUGUGCAAUAGCAUUAUGUCUAAAAAAUAAUGUACUUACCUUAAUUUAAAAAUACUUUAUUGCUAGAAAAGGCUAACUAUCAUCUGAGCUCACAGGGAGUUAUAAUCGUUUUGCUGGUGAAAGGUCUCACCUCCAUGUUGAUGGCUGCUGACUGAUCAGGUGGUGGUUGCUGAAGGUUGGGGUGGCUGUGGCAAUUUCUAAAAAGAAGACAACAAUGAAGUUUCCCCAUUGAUUGACUUUUCCUUUCACAAACAAUUUCCCUGUAGCAUGCAAUACUGCUUAAUAGCAUUUUACCUACAGUAGAAUGUCUUCCAAAAUUGAAGUCAAUCCUCUCAAACCCUUCCACUGCUUUAUCAGCUAAGUUGAUGUAAUAUUCUAAAUCCUUUGUCGUCAUUUCAACAGUCUUCACAGCACCUUCAUCAGGAGUAGAUUCCAUUUCAAGAAACCACUUUCUCUGCUCAUCCAUAAGAAGCAACUCAUUUGUUUAAGUUUUAUCAUGAGAUUGUACCAUUUCAGUCACAACUUAAGACUCCACUUCUACUCUUGCUCUUUCCAUCACAACUGCACUUCCUCCACCAAAGUUUUAAACCUCUCCAAGUCACCCAUGAGGGUUGGAAUCAACUUCUUCCAAAUGCCUGUUAAUAUUAUUUUGACAUCUUCUCAUGAAUCAUAAAUGUUUUUAAAUGCAUCUAGAAUGGUAACCCUCUCCAGAAAGUUUUCAGUUUACUUUUCCCAGAUCCAUCAGAAGAAUCUAUGGCAGAAGAACCUUAUGAAAUGUAUUUCUUAAAUAAUAAGACUUGAAAGUCAAAAUUACUCCUUGAUCCAUGGGCUGCGGGCAUGACUACAACGUUAAGCUCCUUCUACAUCACCAUCAGAGCUCUUGCAUGAAUUGUGAAUGACCAAUGAAAUGUCAAUAUUUUGAAAGGAACCUUUUUUUUCUGAGCAGUAUGUCUUAACAGUGGGCUUAAAAUAUUUAGUAAACACGUUGUAAACAGAUGUGCAGUCAUCCAGGCUUCAUUGGUCCAUUUAUAGAGCAUAAGCAGAGUAGAUUUAGUAUAAUUCUUAAGGGCCCUAGGAUUUUUGGAAUAGUAAAUGAGUACUGGCUUCAACUUCAAGUCACCAGCUACAUUAGCUUCCAACAAGUGUCAGCCUGUCGUUUGAAGCUGUGAAGCCAGGCAUUGACUUCUCCUCUCUAGCUAUGAAAGUCCUGCAUGACAUCUUCCAAAAGAAGGCUGUUUCCUCUACACUGAAAAUGUAUUGUUUAGUGUGGCCACCUUCAGUAAUUAUCUUGACAAGAUCUUCUGGAGAACUUGCUGCAGCUUCUACAUCAGCACCUGCUGCCUCACCUUGCACUUGUAUGUCAUGGAGAUGGGUUUGUUUUUUUUUUCACUUGAACCUCAGAAACCAGCAUCAGUUAGCUUUAAACUUUUCUUCUGAAGCUUCCUCACCUCUCCCAAGCUUCAUGGAAUUGAAGAGAGUUUUUAGGACCUUGUUCUGGAUUAGGCUUUGGCUUAAGGGAAUGUUGUGACUGGUCUGAUCUUCUUUCCAGACCACUCAAACUUUCUUCAUCUCAACAAUAAGGCUGUUUCACUCUCUUAUCAUUCAUG